Molecule: messenger RNA, 483 nt
Organism: Beta vulgaris subsp. vulgaris (sugar beet)
Lineage: Eukaryota; Viridiplantae; Streptophyta; Magnoliopsida; Caryophyllales; Amaranthaceae
Exons: 2
Coding region: 1-483 (160 amino acids)
Source: RefSeq, a predicted model, not a curated record
AUGAAACUCCCAAAGGGGGUUAUCAACCCAUUUGUUGUCGACUACUUGAGACAGUCAACUCCAAAUGAUUUGGCUAGACUACUUCGAUUUGGUGAAGACCGUGGACUUUCGGACAUGAUCGGUAGCAUAGAUUAUAUGCAUGGGGAAUGGAAAAAUUGUCCAUGGAAAGGACAAUCACAAGGAAGAGAUCGCGUUCCUACUUUAGUUCUUGAAGCUUUUGUUGAUUGGGAUGUUUUAGAAAGUCGAGCACCACCCGUGCAGUUUACGGUGAAUGAUAACCAAUAUGUUAAGGGUUACUAUCUAACUGAUGGCAUAUAUCCGAAUUGGGCAACAUUCAUUCAAUCGCUUACAUGUCCUCAAACUCACAAGGAUAAGUUAUUUUCUCAACACCAAGAAGGAGCUCAAAAAGUUGUUAAGAGCGCAUUUGGGGUGCUGCAAUCUCGGUUUGCUAUAGUUCGUAGACCAUCCCUCGCAUGGGAUUAG